CAGCGCGAUCGCGGCCUCAGCCUCCUCGUCCUCCACCCCUCGGGAUGAACUCGCGGCUGCGGCACUGGAGGGAAGCGGCCACGCUGCUGCUGGCAGCGGGGACGCCGGCACGGCCGCCGCGCUCCCCGCUCGGCCCCUUUGACUACGAGGUGCUGCUGCUGCAGCGGAGCGCCUGCAGCGGCUUUAUGCCCAGCUCCCACGUCUUCCCAGGGGGUCUGGUGGAAGCGGCGGACUUCUCCGCGGAGUGGCUGGGGUUGCUGCCCGCCUCGCCUCAGUGCGGGCUGGGUGCUGUGAGGCCGCCGCCUCUCGGCAGCAGCCGGGCACCGCUCUUCGCCACCGACCGGCAGCCGCUGGGCUCGCCGCUGCCUGGGGAAGUCGCCUUCCGCAUCUGCGCUGUCAGGGAAACCUUCGAGGAGGCGGGAAUCCUGCUGCUGGUGCCGGGGCGCGGGCCGGCGGCCGGCAGCGGCCCGGCCCCCCCGCUGCCAGCGGAGCGCCUGCCCCCCGCUGCCGAGCUGAGCGAGUGGCGGCGCCGGGUGCAGGAGGACCCGGCCUGCUUCUUGCAGCUCUGCCGGCACCUGGGCUGCGUCCCCAACAUUUGGGCGCUGCAGGAGUGGAGUAACUGGCUGACCCCUGUCGGCAGGGCCGGCCGCGGCGGCCGGCGCUAUGACACGGCUUUCUACCUGUGCUGCCUGGAGACGCGACCGCCCCACGCCUCGCAGGAUAAUCGAGAGGUGACAGCCGUCACGUGGUCAUCACCUCCAGAAGCCAUUGAACACUUGAAAUCUCAAGAAAUAUGGUUUGGUCCACCUCAGUUCUAUGAAUUGUGUAGACUGUGCAACUUCUCUUCACUCCGUGAGUUACACAAGUUCAGCUCUGAUCGAGCUCUAGAGGGAUGUGAGCGCUGGAUGCCUGUGAUGUUGACAGCUUCAGAUGGCUACAUUCAGCUAUUGCCAGGAGAUGAGUUAUAUCCAGAAGAUCCAGAUUAUACAGGAGAAAAGAAAAUAAUCAUGUCAACAGACAAGAAAGUUGAAGAUCUCAUGAAGGAGGGUAGUGUAUUUCACAGGAUAGUAAUAAAAAACAUCUACAAUCUUGCUGUCUACAUUAAUAUUCAAGCAAAAUAUAAACACAUUAAUCCAUUGAUGAUAAACUCUGAUUGUUCAGGUUACAACAGCAGAUUAUAAUAUCUGUUUGGUUUAAAGCUAGAAUAUUUUUAAUUACAUACAUAUUCACUGUGCUUUUGGUCCUUUCUAAUCAUUGCCAAAUAGUCAGGAAAAAUAUUCCUUGGUGCUGCCAAAGGAUUUUGUGUGUGUGUGUGGUUUGAGAUUUACGUGUACCUAAUUUUUUGAGUCUCUGAAAUAGCACAGUUGUGCCAGUUACAAUGUUUAGAGGCUACUGAAAACUUAACCAUCAACUUAAUUAUUAACUUAAAUGUGAUUUGAUGGUAAUUAUACCAACACAUUACCACCUUAUUCUACUUACAUAAUAAUUGCAGAAUAUGCUGCAACACUGGUCUCUUGAGUCACACAGGUCCUUUUCUCACCGAAAAUUUAAGAAUAAAUUACGUUCAGAAUAAGUGUGGUUGAAGAAUUCUUUUACUGUGCUUCCUGAAGUUAUCCAUUAGACAACUGUGUGUCUAGGAAUGAAUUAAAUCUCCCAUUCUUGUCUGCUGACAUCUCCCAGUCUGUUCCCUCUUUAAUUUUGGGGAAAACCAGUAUGUAUGUAUAUAUAGAUUUAUUACAGAUUUAUUAAGCUAAAAUUAAUUUUUUAAAAAUAGUUAAUUCUUAUAUUCAAUAUACCUAAAUUCUUUCCUAAUUGUAAUCUAUCCAAAACUUCACAAUUUUCAAAGGCAGAAACAAUUUAUACAAACUAAGCCAUCUAUCAGAUUGAGUGCAUUCUCAACAUUCUUUUUACCUUCAAGUUGUUAACAAUUUUAAAAAAUUGAAAAAUAAAUUGGUUAGCUCCAAAAAGAUACCAGCAACUUCAGGGAAUAUUGUAGUGCCUUGGAAACACCCACUUCCAUAUUUCAACAUCUCACAUUUUGCUUCUCAACUACUUUACUAAAUAUAUCUGAGAUAUAAGAAUUUCAGAGGAAGGAUUGCUGCUUGGUUUUUUGUUUUGGAUUUUUGUUUGGUUGGUUUUGUCUUUUUUUGUGCAAUAAGUAGAGUAAAUGGAGCAGUGAUGUAAGUUCUUUAUCUGGAAGAAGAAUGAAUGAUGACCUGAGAUUAGCCAGUACAGUUCUUCAGAAAGCUUUGUUUCAGCUUUUGUUCUGUAUUUCAAUUAAAACUUUCUGCAACAUUGUCAUUAAAUUGUAUUGUUUGUAGCAUUCA
This is a messenger RNA of Phalacrocorax carbo (great cormorant), 2327 nucleotides long. The record is from RefSeq and is a predicted model, not a curated record. NCBI's taxonomy places the organism in Eukaryota, Metazoa, Chordata, Aves, Suliformes, Phalacrocoracidae.